Messenger RNA from Penicillium angulare, 3588 nucleotides. RefSeq lists its product as uncharacterized. Gene Ontology annotation, molecular function: flavin adenine dinucleotide binding; NADP binding; N,N-dimethylaniline monooxygenase activity. Gene Ontology annotation, biological process: DNA-templated transcription; regulation of DNA-templated transcription. Bases 1 to 3588 code for a protein of 1195 amino acids. The transcript is spliced from 18 exons. The record is from RefSeq and is a predicted model, not a curated record. NCBI's taxonomy places the organism in Eukaryota, Fungi, Ascomycota, Eurotiomycetes, Eurotiales, Aspergillaceae.
AUGGCACGCUCUUCUCGCGCCUGGAAUGGCCCCAAGCCCGUUUCCAUGUUUGAACAUCCAGAGAGCCCUGCAAGUCGGAGCUGGUAUCUCUGGAUAUUAGCUUGCACUCGAUUCAUUCAAAAGAUUCCGAACCUCGAAUUAUGCAUAUAUGAGAAGAACGCUGAUAUCGGGGGCACUUGGUUCCAGAAUAGAUACCCUGGUUGCGCGUGUGAUAUCCCCUCUCACACAGACCAAGCCAGCUUCGAGCCCAAUAAAGAAUGGUCCUCUUUCUACGCCCCCGCCACAAAAAUUCACCAGUACUGGAAACGAGUAGCCGAGAAGUAUGACUGCAUGAAGCAUAUCAAGUUGAGCCAGGAGAUAUUGAAAGCAGAAUGGGACAACAACUCAAAGUGGCUACUGAAUGUCCAUGAUCUUGAAAGUGGCUCCACAUACCAAGAUCAAUGCGACCUCAUUAUUCAGGCAGUUGGCUCUUUGAACAGUUGGAAGUGGCCCAAUAUUAAUGGUCUUGAAAAUUUCAAGGGCAAGUUGAUGCAUAGUGCCGGAUGGGAUAAUGAUCAUGACUAUGAGGGUCAGCACAUUGCUGUAAUUGGAAAUGGGACAAGUGGAAUUCAAAUCGUUCCUAGCACAUUGCCCAAAGUAGCACAUAUUGACCAUUACAUGCGUACGGCUACUUGGAUCGCCCCAGAGACAAGCAAGUGGCCAACUCGAGAAACUGAGAAUAGAUGCUGGAAACUUCCAUCAGAUGUGUUCACAGCAAAAGAAAUUGAAAACUUCAAACAUGAUCAUGAUGAGUACCAACCCUUCCGAAAAGACUUCGGGACUCAAUACGAUAUCGAAUUCGAGGUACAAUCCACGCACUCAGGCACUAUUAUCGGCACACCUACGCAAAUGAGCCUCAUUUCACACAUCACCGAGCUUAUGAAGCGUCGCUUGACGAAAAAGCCGGAACUACUAAGCGAACCUAUUCCGGAUUAUCCACCCAUGUGCCGUCGUCUAACUCCAGGACCAGGGUAUCUGGAGGCUCUUACAGAUCCGAAGGUUGACUUGAUCAAAACCGAAAUUAUCCAAGUCGACGAGACGGGCAUACUCACGGCCGAUGGACAGCACAGACCAGUCGACAUGAUAGUCUGUGCCACGGGCUUUGACACUUCUUACACUCCCCGAUUUCCAAUUCAAGGCCGUUGGUACACAGGUGGGAAGGAAGAGGGGCAAAUCACAGCUCUUUGGCCAGGUUCAUCCCUUCAUGCUAUGAAGGUGCUUUCGAAUCCUCGCUGGGAGGAUUUCGACUAUGAGUAUCUUCAUGACAAUCCACUCGGUUGGCUUGGGGAUGGCUGGACGGAAAAAGAGAAAAUAAUACGGUCAACGUGGAUUACCUCGAGGAUGCUCAAGCUGACUUCCCCACUUCGUAUUGAACCCCCUAACGCCCGCAAUACCAAUACCGCCUCAAGUGCUCCCCUGCAUCCUUCCCUUUCCUCCCCAGACUCGAUCCUUUCCCUUAUCACCCCCGGAUCUCCUCCCCGAUGGGCCACCAUGAAGCCCGCCGAGAAGCAUUUUCGCUGUACGAUCUGUCAGCGGGGCUUCACGCGCAUUGAUCAUUUGAAAAGACAUCAUCUGAGACAUUCCGGUCAAAAACCAUACUCCUGCGUCUUUUGCAACGAGUCGUUUGCUCGAUGUGACAAUCUUCGAGACCACUAUGGGGAUUGUGCCCAGCGGGGAGACCGCCAGAUCCCCGAAACCGGUCAGAGGGGUCGCCGUCGCCAUGCAUGUCAAUCGUGCACCUCUAUGAAGCUUCGCUGCGACGGCCAGAGCCCCUGUGGAUCUUGCGUAAAACGAAACCUUCCCUGCAACAACGAACGACUCUCCCAUGGACAGCUCCCUGGCCUUGACGAAGGCUCGCCUUCGGCGAGGGGCGAAAAAUACCCUGAACAAUCCGACCGUGGAUCAAUCAAGUUUCUUUUAAACGGUGGAACAGACACGUUCACAGAACACUGGAGCCUCCCUCCAAGAGGCGACCGCACACGAAGUCUAAUGUACCAUCACAAUCAUCAACAACGGGAAAUGGAGGACGCGACAGCUGGAGCACUUCCCUACCCGGUAGAGGAUAGCCGGCCGGAGUAUAGUACCGCGAUGGUGGACCCGGAUCCGAAUACGAUGCAAUUUUUCUCCCAAAACACAAACACGUUCAUCGACUUUUUCAAUACGCCUUUCGGCGAACAGAAGCCCCUUGAAGAAACAUUCACCGGCCAGAUUCCUUAUGCGAGUGGUAUUCCACCUACACAAGAUUCCUGCCUCGGCAUAUCGCCUGAACAAGAGGUGUUCGACCCUGAACCCGAACGCCCAUUCGCCUUGGCUUUGAUCCAAGCCAUUUUAGCUCGAGCAUGGACCUUGCCCUUAGACUCUAAAGCUCAAGAAGAAAUAUCGACGAAUCUCAAUUUGGUGCUUACUACUUCACGCAUUAGGAAGUUCAUCUCCUUAUACUUCAAGAAUUGGCAACCAAGUUGUCCGAUGAUUCAUAUUCCCUCGUUUGACCCCGAGCUCGUAUCUUUACCGCUUCUGGCUGCGGUUGUUUUCAUGGGGGCUAUGUAUAGCCAUGACCUCAGGGAAGUUUAUAUGGCCAAGCGAGUUGUCGACUUCGUUGAACUCUUUAUCUUCUCCACGGAUAUAUACUCUCCAGAUAACGAGAUUGCGAGCACGUUUUUGGGCACCCGAAAUAUUGAGGAUGAUGCGAAUGAUUGGAUGAAGUUUCAAAACUUCCAGGCUGGAUUCAUCAUAAUUCUCGUUCAAUUCUGGUCUGGAAAUGUUGCAAGUCGAUCGCGUGUGAUGGAGAACCGCUUCAGUGAAGUUGUCAAGAUAUCCCGACGUCUUGGUCUUGUUAAGUGCCGACACAUGUCACAUGAACAAACCAGCGAAACACUAUGGAUUCAAGUGGAGUCUCGAAUUCGCACAAUGUCUAUAAUAUCCUUACUGGACUGCGCAUUUUACUUCUACCAAAACUACCCAUACCGAUACGGCAUCUAUGAAAUGGAGUUGGAUUUUCCAUGCGAUCAAUCGAUCUUCCAAGCGAAGCAUCCGUUUUCAGAGCCAAACUUCCGCUUAUCCCGCCAUAUCAGUUUAUACCAAGCCUUCCAGAAUCUUUUCCUCCCUCCCUCAGAGGAAUCCUUCGGGCAAUCACCCGAGUAUGUCCCGCUAGAUCUGACUAUUUUCGACAUGUUCAUGCUUAUACACGUCCUGUUUGCUUUUAUCAAUACUCAAAUCAUGCUCAUUGGUACCACAAAACGUCAACUCCCGGUCAUCUCAUCAUUGCAUAGCUCUCCCGAUAGCAAUAGUCCGAUCCCCGAAGAUUCAUUCCUCUCCAAUAUCAGAACAGCACUGCUUCGCUGGCGUGAUCAUUGGCUCGCGCUCCGCAGUCAAGUCACAAAUGACGAAUGGAUUUCCAUGGGGUUCUACAAGAAUGGGUACAGUAUUUGGCUUGUCUCCCAGCUAUUAAUCACCAAUAAGGAUGCUAUCGACGUUCUCAUGAAGAUGGAAGUGGGCUGCGAGGAUAAAUUGGAGAAAUUGAAGAUCUUGCUCCAGGAUGAGCAAGAAUAG